CUCGUGGGCUUCCUAAAACCACCCACCCGAUUGCAGCCCCAAAAACUAACUUUUCGAGUUCUUCAUUUGCGAGGUCUAGACUGCAGAGCCUUGUACAUAAUCCCAACCUCGAUGGAAUGAUAAAAGCUUGAGGUCGAGCGGUUGGAGAAUGGCGGACACGAAGCACAGGCGACCUGCCUGUCGGGACAAAUGUGCGGAUAUUUGUGGAGAUUGCAGAGCUGAAGGUGAUGGAGGGGUAGGUACUCUCGCGCGGGUUUAUAUCGGGGUAUCUAACGUAUCUAACGUAUUAUUGCCACGCAGGCUGAAAGUAAACACCGCUGGACAAUAGAAAAUACCGUUCGGUGUCGCUGAUAGUAAGGACUCCAGAGAAGGAAUCGAUGCUUUCAGGAUACCGUUUGACUCUUUGCUCAGGUCUGAGUCUUGACUUUCAGGGCCGGAGACAG
Pseudomassariella vexata is the source of this 443-nucleotide messenger RNA. RefSeq lists its product as uncharacterized. Bases 149 to 328 code for a protein of 59 amino acids. The record is from RefSeq and is a predicted model, not a curated record. NCBI's taxonomy places the organism in Eukaryota, Fungi, Ascomycota, Sordariomycetes, Amphisphaeriales, Pseudomassariaceae. The transcript has a single exon.